UGUCACUGUCACUUGAUUCACGUCAUUCGCGUUUGGCAAGUGGAGCACCAGUCGAGAUCUAUACCACUACUACUAACUACAUAACUUUAGGAUUAAAUAGGAGAAAAGUGCACCGAAAUGCAAUCCAAUAUUUGGAAUUUCGUGGCCUCAUCGAUUCGGCCGGUGGUCGCGAAAAGAUGUCAAACUGGAUUGCUGUACAGCGUGCAACACAGGCAAUACUCUUCGACGCAAGAAGCUGAUCUCGUUGUGAUCGGAUCAGGUCCUGGUGGUUAUGUGGCAUCGAUCAAAGCUGCCCAAUUGGGCUUGAAGACUGUGUGCAUCGAGAAGAAUGACACCUUGGGUGGAACUUGCCUCAACGUUGGCUGCAUCCCAUCCAAGGCCCUCCUCAACAACUCGCAUUACUACCAUAUGGCGCAUUCCGGAGAUUUGGCGAAUCGCGGAGUUUUAGUUGAUAAUGUGAGGAUUGAUUUGGAGAAGUUGAUGGCGACGAAAUCUGGCGCUGUGAAAUCGUUGACCGGUGGAAUUGCGCAAUUGUUUAAGAAGAACAAGGUUACCCAUAUCCAAGGUCACGGCAAGAUCACCGGGGUCAAUCAGGUGACGGCGACGAAGAGCGACGGAUCGACGGAGGUGGUGAACACGAAGAACAUCAUGAUCGCGACGGGAUCCGAAGUCACGCCGUUCCCGGGGAUCGAGAUUGAUGAAGAUACCAUUGUUUCGUCGACCGGUGCUCUCUCCUUGAAGAAGAUACCGAAACGUAUGGUCGUGAUCGGCGCCGGCGUCAUCGGUUUGGAACUGGGAUCGGUGUGGGGACGUCUCGGCGCCGAAGUCACUGCUGUCGAGUUCCUCAGUUCCAUCGGUGGUGUGGGUAUCGAUGGGGAAGUGUCGAAGACCUUCCAGAAGGUUCUGACCAAGCAGGGGAUGAAGUUCAAGCUGGGAACGAAGGUGACUGGAGCUAAGAAGUCGGGGGAUGUGAUCAAGGUGGCUGUGGCCGACGUGCUCAACCCGGACAAGACGGAGGAGCUCGAGUGCGACGUUCUUCUCGUGUGCGUCGGCAGGAGGCCGUACACGGAGAAUCUCGGUCUCGAAGAGAUGGGCAUCGAGAGGGAUCAGCGCGGUCGCAUUCCGGUCAACUCGCAUUUCCAAACUGUCAUUCCGAACAUCCACGCGAUCGGCGAUUGCAUCCACGGCCCCAUGUUGGCGCACAAGGCCGAAGACGAGGGCGUGGUUUGCGUCGAGGGUAUUUUGGGCGGAGCCGUCCACAUCGAUUACAACUGCGUACCGUCGGUCAUCUACACUCACCCGGAAGUCGGCUGGGUGGGCAGGACGGAGGAGGAUCUGAAAUGCGAGGGCGUCGAGUACAAGGUCGGCAAGUUCCCGUUCAUGGCCAACUCCAGGGCGAAGACGAACAACGAGACCGACGGUUUCGUCAAGGUGCUCUCCGAUAAGGGAACCGAUCGCAUCCUCGGCACCCAUAUCAUCGGUCCGUCCGCCGGCGAGCUGAUCAACGAGGCGGUGCUCGCUCAGGAGUACGGCGCGUCCGCCGAAGAUGUCGCCAGGGUCUGUCACGCCCAUCCGACGUGCGCGGAGGCUCUGCGGGAGGCGAACUUGGCCGCCUACUGCGGAAAACCAAUCAACUUCUAAAACUCCGCCCCCCCUUCUUCUUCUCUAAGCAAAGAAAGAAAAAAACAUUAAAAAUGAUGGUUAGUAUUUAAGUCACCCGUGUUAACGGCAAUAUUAUUAUAUCACUUGUACAUACUUGAACAGUUUAUGAAACAACAAGCAACAACAAUAAUAAAUGAAGACGAAACGAAAAUUAGAACAAGUUUCUAGGCGCCGCCCAUCCGCCCACAUUCAUCACACAUUCGCGAGUAAUAAACGUUUUAAUUUAUACAGUGUUGUAGACUCUGCACAUAUCGUCGUAUUUGUUCUGUUCCUCCUCUCUUCUUCGUCUUAAUUGUUGUCUGUAUAUAUAUACUAAACAGAGAAAUAAGGUGUAAUUAUUAUUGUUUUUGUUUUCGGAUCCAAAUAAAAUCAGGAGAAACGA
Molecule: messenger RNA, 2044 nt
Organism: Nicrophorus vespilloides
Lineage: Eukaryota; Metazoa; Arthropoda; Insecta; Coleoptera; Silphidae
Product: dihydrolipoyl dehydrogenase, mitochondrial
Exons: 5
Coding region: 118-1641 (507 amino acids)
Cellular component (GO): mitochondrion; oxoglutarate dehydrogenase complex
Molecular function (GO): flavin adenine dinucleotide binding; dihydrolipoyl dehydrogenase (NADH) activity
Source: RefSeq, a predicted model, not a curated record